GUAUGUGUGAAAGGGGGGGUGUGGUCUGUGUGUGUGGGGAUGGGUAGAGAUUGAAGGGACUAGAGGAAGUAAAAGCGUGAAAAACAAGACUGAUGAUGUCCCCAGUGCUGUGCAUGUCCUUCUUGGCCCUAGUCCUAUCAGGAGGAGCCUGGGCGUUUCCUCCCAUUGGGGGCGGAGCCUCCACCCAUGUCAGCAUCACAGAAAAAGCUGUGCUACAGAAGGUCACAGAGGUAUGCCGAGCCAUCGCAGAGUCAGAGGGACGAGACUUCACCCCCACGGGUAACUCUGCUGAGGAGCUGGUCCAGGCCUGCCUGGGACCCAAAGCAACAGGUGAAGUGUCAGCAGCUAAGUUCAAAUCUGCCCUGAAUGAGAUCUACAUACAGAACGGACAGGUGGACAGAGACUUUGUCAACAGCCCAGCCCAUCAUUUUAACUCUGAGGCGUUUGCUCUGGGCCGGCGCCUUAUAACUGAUGGGGUGGCCAGCAUCAAGGCCAACGUACAAAAGGAGAACUUCCUGGCUGCCAGAGAGACACUGGGGAGAGUACUACACACACUACAGGACUUCUACAGCCACAGUAACUGGGUGGACCUGGGAUACACUGAACCCUACGCCAACCUGAUCCGCCCCGAUCUCCCACUGGAAAACCUGGCAGAUGUUAAAACCCCGACCUGCAGUGACUGUGCCAAUGGGGGGUUCUGUUCCAACUCCAUCCUUCCUAACAUCCUUAAUGAGAAGAAACUCACCUCUGGGUACAUGGGGAUCUUGUCCUCAGCUAAGCCUAAAGGUAAGUGUAGUCAUGGAGGUGCAGCUGACCUAACCAGCUCCAAGGCUCCUCGCGGGGGCAUCAGCAAGGAUGAGCGUCGCUCUGACAACGUGGCCCUGCACACCGCUGCUGUCACCGUGGCAACAACCGCAACCCUCCGGCUGCUGGACGACAUCCGGGGAGCCGCCGGUGACAACAACUACCUACGCUUCAUGGGCAUAGCGCGUUCAUCAGUGGUUGUUUUUGUGAUCGACACCACGGGGAGCAUGAGUAAUGACAUCCUUGAAGCCAAGAGAGUCGUCUAUGAGAUCAUCGACAGCAAAAAGGGAACACAGGAUGAGCCCUCCCUGUACAUCCUGGUCCCAUUCAACGAUCCAGAGUUUGGACCCCUGAUAAAAACGACAAACCCGAAUGUUAUGAAAGCAGAGAUCGCUAACCUCACGGCUGAUGGAGGUGGAGACCUCCCUGAGAUGUGCCUAUCAGGGCUCCAGUUGGCGCUGACCGGUGCCCCUGCGUCGUCCAACAUCUAUGUUUUCACAGAUGCCGUUGCUAAGGACAUUGAAUUAAAGGAAACGAUCGUGGCCCUGAUCAGGAGCACCAAGUCAACCGUGUCUUUCUUCAUGACUGGUGAUGGUGCUGGUGCUAGAAGGAGGAGGCGUGGAGUAGAGUCCAGCGAAGCUACAUUCGAGACCUACAAGGACCUGGCGCUGGCGUCUGGUGGUCAGGCAAUCAGGGUCACCAAGGAAAAUCUGCCCCAGGCCACUGACGUCAUCAUCGACUCCUCCACCUCCGCUCUGGUGAUAGUCCUACAGCGAGCGAGGAACCCAGGCAAAGCUGAGACAUUCUCCUUCCUGCUGGACGAGUCUCUGAACAACAUCACCAUCUACAUCACUGGAAAGUCCCUCACCUUCACCCUGAAGAACCCUGCAGGUGUGACCCAGAAACAGAAUGAGGCCAAUGGGGAACUGGGGACUGUCCAGACAGUGGGCAACCUCUUCCGGGUCCGUCUGGCCUCCAACAAACAAACAGGAUUAUGGGAAAUCAGCAUGAACUCCAACCAGCCCUACACACUGAAGGUCACUGGUCAGAGUACCAUUGCCUUCAUUUAUAACUUUGUGGAGACUUUCGAUGGACCUCAUCCAGGAUACGCCCUCAUCUCUGGCCGUCCACAAGCAGGUAUGCCUGCCAUGUUGUUGGUAUCAGUGCUGGGCAGAAAGGGCCCAGCCUCUGUCAAGGUGGCUGACAUUGCCUUGGUGACCGUGUCAGGGUCAGAGGUCGUAGGCGGGGCCCUGGAAGACAUGGGCAAUGGGAAGUUCCUAGUUACGGUAACCAAGGUCCCUGCGGGGGAGUUUGUGGUGCUGUUGAACGGGACAGAUGUGGUCUCCUCCACCGUGUUCCAGAGACAGUCCACCACUCAGAUGUCUGUCUCCAAGGUUACCAUCAAGGCCGUGGUGGACAGAAGCAUGGAGCCUGGUAAACCCUUCACCCUUCCCUUCACCGUCAUGACCGAAGCCACUGGAGGCAGCUACAAAAUCAGAGCCAGAAACGACAGAGACUUAGAAAUGAACGUCCCUGGCAGCAUCGCUGUGACCACCGGAGGAAACGCCACCGGUGAACUGACCAUCACGGUGCCCGCCAACACACCCUCAGGAACAGACGUCACCCUGACCAUCGAGGCUGUGGCCCCCGGGGCGUCCGACUCCAACUACGCCGUCCUGCGCCUCUCUGUCGUCACCAAGGUGACAGAUUUCACCCCUCCCCAGUGUGAGAUGGUUAUCGCCUCGUCGGUCGACUGCCCAGCUGACCCAGCAGCCUGCAGCUCUGCCUUCUGGCAGCUCUCUGCCAACCUGACAGAUGGCGUCAAUGGCACAGGCAUCACCAGCCUCACACACCGCCAGGGAGCGGGCAGCCUCACCCACACGGACCUGAAGCAGAUGGUUGUUGCAGCAGCAUUCAACGCUUCGUGCUGCUCUCUGACCGUGGAGCUGGUGGCGUUGGACAAAGCCAUGAAUGUCGGCACCUGUCGUGUUUCCAUCGUCCGCAACGCGGGACCGCCCUCCAUCGCUCUGUCCCUCCCACUGUUGGUGUGUCUGCUGGUCUCUGCCUUCUUCACUACGUCCUUCACUAACUUACUUAUCUGAUUUUAACCUCAUGGACUGACUGACUGUAUGUUUGUUUUACUCCAUGUGUAACUCUGUGUCGUUGUAUGUGUCGAAAUGCUUUGCUUUAUCUUGGCCAGGUCGCAAUUGUAAAUGAGAACGGCAAAGAUCUCAGUAUAGUGAUGCAGGUCUUUAGAUGUUGUACACAUGAAAUUGUACCUUUCAGAACUUUAUCAAUAUUAUAUUCCUUUUUUUGCGCCACUCGAGACGUUUCCCCUCCUAUAUCGGGUGCUUUGCCUUAACUUUCUGAAGAUCAACAACGUUUUAUCCUUUCGACAGGAGGGGAUUUAGUCUUUCUUGAAACUUUCUUUAUUUCAUCAAACGAUGAUGAAAAUAGUUUUUUUUAUAUAAAUGACGUGAUGUUAACACUUAACCAUAAAGCUCCCCUCUACACGUGAUUCUAAAUGCCAACUGCUUGCUAAAGCUAUUUCUCAACUAUAAACACAAUGUUUCUUUGCAGGAUCCUUGUCCUGACUUUCCAGAAUGCCUGAAUUGCCUCGCCUUGAUUUUCUGAUUGGCUGGAUACAAGUUUCAACAUCCAAUUAUUUCAGAUCUACUAGAGUGCAAGUUUCACUGUGGCACCGUGGCGAUACGUUGGCACAUGAUGAUCAUUAUUAGAAUAUGACAAAUAUCAGUCAAGUCUUGCGUUCUAUUCAUGCUGGCUUUUGCCUGAGACGUGAAACUGAUCGGUUGGAGGGCAGACAGACGAUCACCAAUGUAUUAAUUGCCAAUUUGCCUAAAUGGUUAAUGGAAACACUUCAACCACAACGUUUUUAUUCAACCCUAUAGGUGUGAUGUCAUUACGUCCAUCUGUUUUUAUCAGUUCAGUGGAAACGCGCCGUAGCAGGUCACUUUCUAAAUGUCUACAAAACAUCACUGGGCAAGUUAAUGGAAACAUAGCUAGUGAUGGCGCAAUUGGGCAUCAGGUUACUGUAUGAUAUGAUAAGGAAAGCUAAUAUGUUUAUUAACACCUAUCCAGGUGUUGUUAGAUCUGGCAGGCAUCUGCAAAGUUUUCAUCUGGGAACGUAUCCAAGGCCACCAUGAAAAUGAAUGUUUCUCGUGUAAAAAAGAGCCAGCAGCUUCUCUCAAGGCAAUUUCUCAACAUGUUACUUGCACUGUAGUAGUGAUGUUUUAAUGUUUGUCUCCAGUUUACCUCUCUGGCGUGAAUAAAAAGCUCUGCUGUCCUGCUGCA
Messenger RNA from Oncorhynchus nerka (sockeye salmon), 4116 nucleotides. RefSeq names its product von Willebrand factor A domain-containing protein 7-like. Lineage: Eukaryota; Metazoa; Chordata; Actinopteri; Salmoniformes; Salmonidae. The record is from RefSeq and is a predicted model, not a curated record. The transcript has 18 exons. The coding region runs from base 93 to 2906 and encodes 937 amino acids.